Molecule: messenger RNA, 4099 nt
Organism: Chara braunii
Lineage: Eukaryota; Viridiplantae; Streptophyta; Charophyceae; Charales; Characeae
Source: the annotation of a GenBank genome assembly
UUCAGUGGGGAUUCUAGUUUAGAUCACACACACUGUAGCUCAUGAGUGGAGACAGCAGUGAGGAGGAGGGAAGGCUAGUGCAACCCCUUAGGAUCACACGGAGAACCGCUCUUAGUCAACCAAUCACUUUCCAGGAGUUAGCUCCUGGGGAGGAAAGGAGACUACGAAGAGAAGCAAGGGAGAGGGUAGCAGCGAGGAGGAUUAGGGACGCAACAGCCAGCUUAGCGGCUGCGAUGGCUACCGCCGCCUCUACGUCACAAACCUCUUCCCAAUCUUCUUCGUCGGGAGCAGGGCAGGGUGGAUCGGGUGCAGUUAGUCAGUCUGCUGAUUUGCAAGUCACGCACCAGAGUCCACUCACACCGGAGGAUUUAGAAAUCCAACAGGCAGAAGAACUUCAGGAUGAGCUUCAGCGGCAUAUGGACGAAGCAGCAGAGAGAAGAAGAAAAGCAAUACUCAGAAAAGCUAGACAAGGGAGUAGAGUGCAGGAGCUAGGCAGGCUGGAAGGACUAGACGAGGCGGCGUUAGAUCCUGCUGUCCGUGUGCUGCGUAGUGCCUUGCUAUCAGUGGCAGAAGCGCAGAAUGUCCAGCAGGAAUUGCUGACCGAAUUGGUAGCAGGCCAGAAACAAAUCCUGGCUGAACUUCGGGCUCCUCGUACGAUGAUGAGGCAGCCACAAUUUGCUGUAGUUCCCCCUGCGGGUGCGGGUCCUUCAUCGAUGCCACAACCCACAAGGCCAACUUUCUCUCCUAUGUUUGGCAUGCCCCCUCCAGGUGGUUUAGUAGCAACUAGUGGUCCGGUUCAUAGUGUCUCAGCCGUACCAUCUACGACAGUGGUCACUACAGUCCCACUAUCAAGGCAGGCCCAGGUUAGUGUGCAACAGCCUGUUUCAGUGGCUAUGCAGCCGCUGCAGCAAGCCUUUGGGCCCAUGCAGCCUAUGCAGUGGAUGCCUAAGAUACCUUUGAUGAGUCCCAAACCCUUCUCUGGUGAUAGGAAGAAGGAUGGGGACUUAGACACCUGGGCGAGGACUGUGCCUACUUAUGUGAGGCACAAGCUCACCAGGCCAGAGCAGGAAGUAGUGGCUGCCUCCUUUUUAGAGGGGUCAGCAGCCCGCUGGUUGAAUGGCUUAGUGCAGCAGCAGGCCUACGGUCAAAACUUCGAUGCCUGGGCACAGGCCCAGACAUUGGAAGAGUUCGUACGGUCCGUGUAUAACAGGUGGCAUGACCCUCAAGGGGCUCAGAAGGCCUCCGAUGCUAUCAACAGUCUUUGUUCCCGCAGGUUCAAGAAUGCUAGAGAGCAAACGGACACCGUAGAACGUCUACUCGUGGUACCUGGUGUGCGUUUUGACCAGCAGGUUCUCCUGACGGAUUACCUAAGGUGCCUUCCUGCAAAGGUAAGGACCAAGCUGGUUGAUGAGGCCUAUGUCGAACAGCACACCUUCGCUACUUUUAGUAAGAAAGCUCUGGACAUAGAGGCGAAGCUGGGAUCCGCGCAUCAGGUAUCUCAUGAUGGUAGGAAGAGACUCCCCCAGGACUGCAAGAAGAAGGGUCAGUUGAUGUUCGUUGACCACGAUGGUCAAAAGACGGAGAUUGACGAUUUCCCAGACCUCGGGGAGUUGACAAAGCAGGAUGGGGCCAGCGAGACUUCGGAUGGGGGAGUCGUGGCACCCAUCAAGGAAAAGGCUAGGUGGACUGGGAAGAAGAAGGUAGUACGGUCCACGGGUCAGGGCGACCAAGGGACACCCGCAUGGGUGAAGAUUGGUUUAGAUUACGUGUGCUUCUGCGAGCACUUCGCAGGGAAACUCCUCGGGCCAGUAGGAGUGUUAGCCGCUCUUACUUGCACUGAAGUGGUUACGUUGCCUUCCCGAUUUCAGGCAUUGGCCAAGGCUAGAGACCCAUACAUCGCCCCGCAGACACAUUCAGACCCACCGACGCUCUGUUCGAGAGAUGUGUUUGAGGCCCUAGAAGAGUUAGAUACUAAGUGGUCAAGGAAGGACCCCAGGGACUCUUGGGCGAUGAUCAGUAGAGGUCCAAAGGGUGAACAUUUCGUGGUAGAGGAUGAUGUAGGUGGCCGCAAAUACAUAGGCUCUACAUGGAACUUCAUCAGUCGUGCUUAUGUGGAUAGAUUGCGCUUAGGGGACCAAGUGCAGCGGCUUAGGAGAACUGUAGCUUCUACGUUAGCCAACAAGCAACAAAUGGUAGUAAAGGAUUAUGUCAAGGACAUAGUCUGCACAUUCUCCUAUGGAGGAGGGGAAGUCAGCCAUAAGAUCUCCUUCCUGGUUAGCGACAAACUGCCCUUUGAUAUGCUUUUAGGCAUGUACUACCUCGAGGUUUCUCAACCUCAGUUUGAUUGGGAUAGAAAGGUGUUGAUACACAAGCUUCCAAACAGUAGGACCGUUAGGCUGCAAAAGUAUAAAGCUAACAGUCUAGUGGAAAACUACGGUUGCAUGUGUGCCUCCUCUUUCUAUAACUACUAUAAACACAAUCGCGAGGAGGGCAUGUAUCUAGUAUUUGUCUCUGAGAAAGGGGAGGCAGUUAAAACACCCCCAGAGAUGGACUCAGUCGUCGCACAAUAUUCAGACCUUUUUGAGGAGCCUAUAGGCGUGGUAGAAAGGGAGGUUGUCCAUGCAAUAGAGGUUGUCCCAGGUAGUAGGGUGCCUAGAGGACGAAUCUAUAGGAUGUCUCCUGCAGAGUUGGACGAGCUCCGCCGCCAGCCCAAGGAGCUCACAGAGAAGGGAUGGAUUCGGCCUAGUACCUCCCCUUACGGCGCUCCAGUACUAUUCGUACCUAAGAAGGGAGGUACCCUGAGGAUGUGCAUUGACUAUAGGGGUCUCAAUGCCAUCACUGUUAAAAAUGCAGAGCCCCUACCCCGCAUCGAAUACCAUCAAAUUGCUAUUAGACCUGAGGAUCAACACAACACCGCAUUUCAGACCAGGUAUGGUCUGUACGAGUUUGUUGUGAUGCCCUUUGGCCUAUGCAAUGCUCCUGGUACGUCCCAGCACGCAAUGAACAUGAUUUUUCAUGAUUACUUAGAUAAGUUUAUCGUCGUGUACCUCGAUGAUAUCCUCAUCUUCAGUAAGACUGCAGAGGAGCAUGCUGAGCACCUAAAUACAGUGCUACGUCUCCUAAGGCAGCACCAGUACAAGAUAAACUUGGAGAAAUGCGAGUCUGGUCGCACCAAGAUCUUGUACCUGGGUCAUGAGAUUUCAGCAGAUGGGUUGAGGCUGGAAGAUGCAAAGGUGGCCAGCAUACGUGACUGGCCCAGAUCUCAUACUGUUACUGAGGUCAGAUCGUUCUUGGGGAUGACAGGCUAUUAUCGUCCUUUUGUGAAAAACUAUAGUACGGUAGCCUCCCCAUUAACAGAUCUAACUCGACUCGACACCCCUUGGGAGUGGACUGAAGAGUGUGAGGCAAGCUUCAAGAAAUUGAAGUAUGCUCUAACACACUAUGAAGUUCUCAAGCUUCCAGAUCCUGACAAGCCGUUUGUUGUGACCACAGACGCCAACCAAUAUGGCAUAGGCGCGGUCCUUGCGCAACAGGAUGGGCCAAAGUUGAGACCGGUCGAGUACAUGAGUAAAAAGAUGCCUUCUCAGAUUUUAGCUAAGUCCACAUAUGAGAGAGAGCUCUACGCCCUGUACAGAGCGCUAGUUCAUUGGAGGCACUACCUCCUAGGAAGAUUCUUCUAUGUAAGGUCUGACCAUGAAACUUUGCGCUAUCUGACGCACUCAAAAGAUGGAUUCAAGUGAUAGACAUGUAUCCGACGAACUCACUCGAUCGCUGGUGGAAGCCUAUCAGGGAGAUCCAGUUAUGUUAGAAAUCAUCCGUAGAUUCCAAGCAAAGGACAAAACGACUUUGGACGAAUCCACGAUGGUAGAUGCCCUCUAUGAUGGAAGAUGCAAACGCUAUGUUGAAACCUGCCAGGUUUGCCAAAGGGACAAACCAAGGACUCAGGCUCCGCUUGGGCUGAUCAAGCCCUUGCCGAUUCCUGAAGGACCAGGCCAAAGUGUGUCCAUGGAUUUCAUGGAUUCCCUGGUGACCAGCAGGUAUGGAAGAAGACACAUCUUUGUUAUAGUGGUUCGCUUUACUAAGUAUGCAAGACUAAUCG